Sus scrofa (pig) is the source of this 4635-nucleotide messenger RNA. NCBI's taxonomy places the organism in Eukaryota, Metazoa, Chordata, Mammalia, Artiodactyla, Suidae. The record is from RefSeq and is a predicted model, not a curated record.
CUUUGACCUACACCACAGCUCAUGUCAACUCUGGAUCCUUAACCCACUGAGUGAAGCCAGGGAUGGAACCUGCGUCCUCAUGGAUACCAGUCAGAUUCGUUUCCGUUGAGGCAUGACCGGAACUCCCGAUUUACCACUUUUCAUGUUGACCUUGAUCACGUGGUUAAAGCAGUGUUUGUCAUUUUCUCCAGCGCACAGUAAAUCUUAUUCCCCCUGCUCCUUACAUACUGCCCUCUUUGGAAGGUCACCAUGCAGGCCCGUACUUAAAGAGAGUUAUGCCCUCCUUCUAAGGACUGUGUUUUAACAAGCAAAAUAACUCACACAACAGGUACCUAGCUCUUCACUGGUCAGGCUUUGCCCUUUCAGCAGCUGAUCUGAGCUCGAUAAAUAAGCUACACUGGCCACCUAUCUCCUGGAGCCUCAUUUUUCUUACCUGUUAAGUGGGCGUUGCUGCUCAUCCUUUACCCCCUAGGACUGUAGCGAGUGGAGAGUCUCAAGGUCAAAGUCAGUUGCCUCUGCCUCCCCCGCCUGGCCAGAGAUGGGUAGUGACUAGUGGGGUUUCACCGGAAGCCUGCCAACGCCAGGCCAGUCGGAGUUCCAACCACACCUGGGUGCGGAUUCCGCCCACACCCCGGGGCGAAAGGCAGGUGCACUUCCGCCAGCUCCAAGGACCUGGCGCGUGGCAGACAGGGCGGGGCUGGCGAGGGGCAGCCGUGCCGCGCAGAGGCAGCUCCCGCGGGGCAGGGAUGAUGAGCCUGGUCUCGGCGCCCGGCUCCCGGCCACUUGGCCGGGCGGCGCCCACAGCGGGUCCGCGGAGGGAAUCUCCUGUGGUGGAGCUCAAUGUCGGGGGUGAGUUCUAUACCACCACCUUGGGCACCCUGAGAAAAAUCCCGGGCUCAAAGCUGGCGGAGAUGUUCUCCAGCUCAGCCAAGGCCUGCACAGACGCAGAGGGACGCUUCUUCAUCGAUCGCCCUGGCACCUAUUUUGGACCCAUCCUGGAAUAUCUGCGCAGCGGGCAGCUGCCCAGGCAGCAUAUCCCCGAGGUGUACCGUGAGGCUCAGUACUACGAAAUCGAGCCUUUGGUCAAACUCCUGGAGGACAUGCCACAGAUUUUUGGUGAGCAGGUGGCUCGGAAGCAGUUCUUGCUGCGGGUGCCAGGCUACAGCGAGAACCUGCAGCUCAUGGUACGCCUGGCACGUGCGGAGGCCGUGGCGGCACGCUAUUCGGAAGUGCUGGUGUGCGUGGUGCACAACGAAAAGGAUGAUGCGAACUGUGUGGACACCCUUCGCCUCCUGGAAGCGGACAAGAGGUCAGUGGUCAAGUUUGGGCCUUGGAAGGCAGCCCCGACCAUUGAUCACCUCCUGGACUGCGUGAAGAUGGAUAUUAAGGCCCAAGGGUACCAGGUACAGUGUUCAAAGCACCUUGGAUUGCCGGCCAAUUACUUCUAUACCUUCUGCUUCACCUGGUGGUGAUCCCCAGGAGAGGGGGCUGUCUGUAUGGGCUCUAGUGGCCCUCGACAGCCAUCAUUCUUUAAUUUCAAAAACAAACAUCGGAAACUUCCAACGUGGUCUACUUGCGUCUCGCCCCUGAAUAUUCAUUUCUGCUUUAAAGACUUUUCACUCAUUGCUGUUGACUCUAUUAUUCCCUCUUUAAAGCCUCACGUCCCUGCCAGACCCUUCCCUCGAAGGCCAGUGGCCAGGUGGAGAUGAUCGGACUGUCUGAACAAUGCCACGGCUGGAGAUGCAGUUUGACAACAGGAAAAUAACAGGAUGCCGUGAAUCUAGAGUCAGACCUAAAAAUGUAAUUUAACCAGCUGCCGCUUGUGGUCCAGUCUUCUAGCCCUGGUGUGUGCCUUUCUGAGGAAAACUGCCACGUUAUGUCUGGAGUAGAUGCCGCUCAGGUCUCCUUUCCCUGAUGCUGUCAGUGCUGGAUGCUAAAGCAUCUUAUCUAGAGCAGCAGUUCUCCAAGUGUGGUCCCAAGACCAUCAGCAUCCUCAACAGGUGGGAACUUGUUAGAAAUACAAAUUUCUAGCCCCUGCCUCAGACUUAGGGAAUCAGAAACUCUGGGAGCUGGCCCCGCGGUCUGUUUUAACAAAGCCUCCUAAUUUUUUUUUUUUUUUUUUUUUUAUCUUUUUGCCAUUUCUUGGGCCUCUCCCGCGGCAUACAGAGGUUCCCAGGCUAGGAGUCGAAUCAGAGCUGCAGCCACCAGCCUACACCAGAGCCACAGCAAUGUGGGAUCCGAGCUGUGUCUGCAACCUACACCACAGCUCACAGCAACACGGGAUCCUCAACCCACUGAGCAAGGGCAGGGACCGAACCCGCAACCUCAUGGCUCCUAGUUGGAUUCGUUAACCACUGCGCCACGACGGGAACUCCCAAGCCUCCUAAUUCUGAUGCUCUUUAAUUUUGAGACCUGCUCUAGAAACGCAUGACCGUGUCACUUGUGUGGAAAUACAGAAGACUAAGCUCUUAUUGUCUCAAGGAGGAACCAGCUGAUACAGUUUCUGUCUAGACCUCCUUGUGGGGUUAGGCUGAAGUCAAAGUGAGUCUUCAUUGAACACGUCGUUCUUACUUAAUGGUCUUCCUCUGCUUCCCCGGCUUCCCUCACUCCCCUUCCUCUGAGAACACACGUGUCCUCCAUAAACCACGUAAACAAGAGACUCUCAGGUUCUGCUUCUCAAGCAAAGACAUGAAGCAACUCUAAGGAUGAUACGUUCAUCUUUCCUAAAUUCAGGUUUGGGGUACAUGGCCCCCUUCCCCGCCUAGUAGGAUGACCAGCUAUUCUGGGCUCGCUGGGACUGAAGGUGAGGUAUAAAUGUAAGUCGUUGAAGAAUUAGUACUGAAUCAGGGAAUUUCACAUUUAAACGUCAAAUUGCAGGCAACGAAGUCGUUUUCAAUGAGUGUUUUAAUUCAGUAAUUGCAUCUACUUAUAUAUAUAUAUUUUUUCCUUAUUUUCAAAGCUUGUUCUAUGUUUUCUUUUUUUGGAAAAUUAAAGUGGAGAAAUCCUGAAUGUCUGUUUGAACCUAAUAUCAUGAAGCAAUUCAACAUUACUCCUCAAGAGCCUGAAGAAAAAGUUCAUACCCUUUGAUUAAUAAUUACACGUCUGAGAUCUGCUUCCAGGAAGAUACCCUUCCCCAUAAGAUCUAAAUAUCUCGAUUUGCGUAUUUAAAAAUCUUAAAUCUCAAUUUCGUGACAGUUAUGGAAAGGCUAAUGUCCUCUCCAGGAUGCUUGCACAUUCCCAGGAGGCUAAUCUUCUGGGGCUCUGGUUCUCUGCUCCUGCAAGAUUCAUUCAGCAUGGGGAUCAGCUAGCUGUCUUAACUCUGUAGUUGCUGUUCUACAUGGUGCUUACCCAGAUUUAACACUCAGACCUUUUUCUUAAUUUUUACAAAUGCCACUCCCAUCAGCUAUUUGUGCACAUCGCAGACUGUGGCAACUACAGGCAAAGAGAAGGGAGUUUACAGCACAGAAGUGCAAACAGCUUCAAAGUGAACAUUGGACAUAACUGUUCUUAAAAAUGUCUUAGUCACCUCCAUCACUAGGGGCUUUUCCCUGGUGGAUCAUGUUUGUUUCCUAUUCUUUUUUCCCUUCCUUUUCCUGCCAUGCAGGUAGGAGGGUAGGUGGAAUUGAUCUUUCCUGCCCUCUGAGUUCUUAAUCUGGCCAAUGGAAUAGAUGUGGAAAUGACAGUAUGCCAGUUUCAAGGUGAGGCUUUUGAGGAAUACCAGGUUUCUACCAGCUCCCUUGUGUUCUUAUCAUUUGCCAAAAGACUUUGUGUCAGUUUAACUACCUCUUUUAUUGCUCUGGCUGCAGCCUGCAUUCCUUAGGAUCUGAUUCUCCUCCUUAGCAAUUUACCAAACUCUUUUAUUAAACAAAGGCAAUUCCAAUAUCCCCUCGACUCCCAAUCCAUAAUACAAUGAAGAUAACAUGUUUAUAUCCCAACCUAGAAUAGCAAAACAAUUGGACAUAAGUCAACUUAGUUACAUUACACCUAUAUAAUGCAAUGUUAUAUAGUAAUUAGAAUUAUAGAUAGCUUACAAUUAUUGGGAAGGAGAUUAAUUCAGUACAAUUUAAUUAAAUCUUCACUCUAAGAAGGAUUUAAGAUGGUUGGGCUUAAAGGCAAUGGAAAAAAGGAAUAUCCAAAAAGAUAUAAGUUAAAAAUACAUGAAGUGGACAGUUUUGAUUGCCUACCCAAUAAUACUAUCGCCUCUCCCCCUCUGAAAAAGCAAAGUAAGUAAGGCUCAUUAAUAAUGUCCAAAACACCAUCUCUGAGCAACCCUAUUAAAAAUAGCAGGAGACCUGAAUAGACAUUUUUCCAAAGAAGAGAAACGGAUGGUCCACAGGCACAUGAAAAGAUACUCAUCAUCCCUAAUUGUUCGGGUAAUGAAAAUCAAAACCAUAAUGAGAUAUCCCCUCGCACAUGUCAGAAUACUGUCAUCAAAAGGCCGCAAAUAACAAAUGUUGGCAAGAAGGUAGAGAAAAGGGAACCCUUGUACACUGUUGGUGGGAAUGUAAAUUGGUGCAACCACUAUGGAAGAUAGUAUGGAGGUUCCUUAAAAAACGAAAAACGGAACUACCAUAGGAUCCAGCAAUCCCAUGCCGUGGUAUAUAUCUGAUGAAAACAAAAGAUACAUGCACCUCA